Molecule: messenger RNA, 2499 nt
Organism: Symbiodinium necroappetens
Lineage: Eukaryota; Dinophyceae; Suessiales; Symbiodiniaceae
Source: the annotation of a GenBank genome assembly
AUGGCCUCGGGGCGCCAUGGGGCACAGCGCUCCCGGCUGCUGCGCCAGGAGGCGCCGGGAGAUGCUUACAGCCAGGCCUUCGAGGAGUAUUACAAGGUGCAGCAGAUCGUUGCGGAGGAUUCCUGGCAUGAGUUUCUGGAGACCCUCAGACGGCCCAUGCCGGUGGUGGUCCGCAUCAACCGCACAAAACCUCACUGGAAGGACUUGCAUGAGUCAUUUGCCCGCGAUUUGUGGUGGCUGCCUUUGAGCUGGUUCCCGCACGCCUGGGAAUGCGAGGCCCAGGACUACGACCAUGCCUUGCGCAGCCAGUGUUCCAGCCUCAACAAGGCCUACUCCCUCCGCUUCCAGGAAAGCGCCUCGCUGCUGCCGCCAUUGCUCCUGAAGAUCCAGCCUGGGGAUUUGGUCCUGGACCUCUGUGCUGCACCAGGCAGCAAGACCUUGGAGUGCAUCGAGCUGAUGCGCGAGGCAGAGACCACGGAAGAUGCCGGAGUUAUCAUUGCGAAUGACGCAGAUGCGGAGCGAUGCUUCGAGCUGUUGCCGCUCGUAGUGCGAAAGGCACGGCACCCUGGCUGCGCCGUGGUACUCGGUAGCGCCGCAAAGUACCCCGCACAGUUCCAUGGCCCUGCCGAGCAGCUCCUGUAUGAUCGUGUCCUUUGCGAUGUGCCCUGCUCCGGGGAUGGAACACUGCGGAAGCGGCCGCAAUGUUGGAAGACCUGGUCCGUCGACUUCGCCAUGACUCUCCACAGCAAGCAGCUUCAGAUUUUGUGCCGUGGCCUGCAUCUUCUCAAGCCUGGCGGCCGCCUCGUCUACUCCACCUGCAGCCUGAACCCUCUGGAGAACGAGGCCGUCGUCUCCGCUGCACUGGCCCGCUUUGGUGAGGAUGUGGUGCUCGUCUCCGAUGCUGCCGCGGAACCUGUGGCAGCUGGACUCCGAAUCGCGAAGGCGCUCAAGGCCUGGCGGGUGCCUCCCCCAGAAGCGGCAGGAGGAGCCUAUUACCAUCGUUGGGAAGAGGUUCCCAUCGCACAGCGCAAGCCCAAGGGCCCGAUUUGCCAAAGCAUGUUCCCUUCCGAGCUUUCCGAAAGGGCAGGGGAGAAAUGCAUCCGCUUGAAUCCGCAUGAGAUCGAUGGCUCUGGCUUCUUCGUGGCCGUCUUCACGAAGACGCUCCACCGGGCGUUUCCCUUGGAUAUCCCGCGACAGCCCAGCUUGGGUUCACAGAUCCCUUGGAGAGCAAGGAACCAGAACAACCGCUAUGUCCUCGUCUCGCCAGAAAGCCCAGACGUCCGGUCCAUUGCGGAUUUCUAUGGCUUGCAGAACGUGCCGGAGCCGCUGCUAGCUGAGUACAACACGAAGGCGAAGCUCACACAGCUGAACCUGGUGAACUCCAGCCUUUUGCGGCUUCUCCAGAGCCCUUUGAACUGCAAGGGCUCGCCUCUGCUGGUUUCAGUGGGGAUCCCUCUCUUCAAGCUCUUGGACGAGAACUUCAUGACCAACAUCAACGUGCAAUCCCGGUGGAGGCCUGCCCUCGAAGGCGCCUCUCUCUUGGCAGAGAGGAUGAGGAAACGCCGACUCUUGCUUGCGGCGGAAGCCAUGAGGCAGCUGCUGGCCACGAGGCUCUUGCCCAUGGAGUCCCUCUUCUUGCUCGCGAAGAAAGGAGACCUCGAAGGUCUGGAGAGCUGCGAGGAGAAGCUCGGGGGUGCCUUGGUGGGCGCCUUGGACGGCUCCUUCUGGGCUCCCUGCAUCAUCACAGGCAAAGGCCUGGAGCUCUACGCCAGCACCGUGGAGCUUGGCGAUCCAAAGCCCACUUUGCUCCCUACGAAGAUGCCAGAAGUGCUGUGCCAGCGACCUCAGUAUCUUAUCUUGGAUAAGCCCAGUGGCCUUCGUACGGAGGAUGCGCUCCGCUUUGCCCAGCUCAGCUCGGCCGCUGCUCAACUGGUGUCUCGACUGGACAAGGAGACCAGUGGCUGCCUGCUCGUUCCCUUGACUGAGAGCUCUGCGAAGCUCUUCACGGAGCAGUUCGCGGCAGCGAAGGUGAAGAAGUGCUACGUGGCCUUGGUGCUCGGGGAGUCGCCUGUGGAAGGCGAGGUCUGCGCCCCGCUGAGCCUCUUGGAGGCCGGGGGCGGCAGCCGCUACAAGGCCUUCGUGGACCCUGCCGAGGGCAAGGCGGCCUCCAGCUCCUACGAGCUGCUUUGGCACUCCAAGGCCCGAGGCUGCUCGCUGCUUCUCGUGUACCCGAAGACCGGCAGGACGCAUCAGAUUCGUUGCCACAUGGCACACAUUGGUCAUCCUUUGGUCGGGGACGGGAAGUACGGUGCCCCCAUGUCGGCCUGGUGCCAACGUCUCCCGCUGCACUGCUUGGCCAUCCGCUGCCUGGGCCCACAAGGCGAGGGCAGCGUGAGUGCCUUUGCUCCGCUGCCUUCGGACUUUCAGCAGAUCCUCGCCUCCCUCGACGACAAGACAGACUGGCAGAGCCUGGUCCGCGAGCGGUGCCUUAAGACUUGA